CAAUGGAAAAUACUAACAAGAGAACGCUGACAUUGUUGUCUUCUUUCCAAAUUGUGAUAUCCGUCUUAUUUUUCGUUCUGGGAUUGGUAGACGGGCUUGAAAUCCGCUUUAUACAUAGCCUCGUGUUUUCGCCAUGUUGGUUUGUUCCCCUGGUAAGUCAGUGCUUCUGAUUCUUGUCUGUUUCUAAAUUUGAUUAAAUCUGGUCAUGGAUAAAGGUCUUAUUGCUCCAGUGAUGGUUCAAGAGAAGAGAAAACCUAAACUUUUUGCCGUGGGAUCAUAUCUUCACGUUUAUUUUGAUGUGUAUGUUAAUUCAUCAGGAGUGGUCGUCUCGCUUUCACAGCGAUCACGUCAAACGACAGAAAUUUGCGAAAGCUCAAUAGUUGUUAUUCACUGUUCAAAAUAUGGAAAUUAUAUGCUGUUACAUAUUACAAAUCAUUUUGAAAGUGCACUCUAAUUUUUCUGAUUGCCAUUGUCUUGAUGGAUACUGUCGGCGCCAUCUGUCAAUAUUAUACUUCCCGCUUUGACCAAGUCUUUUCAGCGAAAGGCCGAAAGCUCGUUUAUGUUGGGGAAAAUGCAACGAUGGUUACAUUAACUAGUUAUUUCAUACGUAUACAACCAUGUCACUUGAGUUUCCACAUAAAUGUAAACGAAUUCCCACUAAAUACAACACUGAGAAACAUCUCAGAAGUUUGACCGACGCUUAUUCCACACAAUUUCAGCAAUUUCGUUCAUGCGUGAAUUAUUACACCUUGUUACACGACUGCUGACAUUCCGCUUGUUGGCUUGUUUACGCAUUUGCCUACUACUCCAAUGUUAAGAACGCGAACGACUCCGCACAUAUACUUAAUAAAAUACUAAAAGCAACCAUGAUGCCGGAUACAAACCUCGAAGACAACGAUGGCAAUGAGAACACGAGAAAAACAAUGUUUGUUUAAAGAGCAAAACUACAGCACUGCAAGUGAAAAACCUCUUUCUUUUGGUUCCGUCCACAACGUGAAACUUUCCAAUGCGACGUUCUAUUUUAUAGAGGUCGUGACGACAAAGACCACGAAUUGCAUCAAUGUCUCGUUGUAAACCUCUAAGGGUCCCUUUAAAGUUCAACUCCAGAAAAAUUCGUUUACAUUUAAUAAUUUAUAUCGACAAAUUGAGCGAGGCUAAAUAAAGGCAAUAGACAGUUUGAAAUGUUAAGGCAAGUUCAUAUUAAUAAUAAUGUAUGUAAGUAUGAAUUUAAUCCUGUUCUGUGCAUUUACUGUUCAGACUCUUGCAAAUGGCAUCAUGGGACUUGUUUUAAGCCAAAGCAGUAAAAGAUCUUCAAUUCUGGUAAGAUUAUCUUGAUAAGCAUCGUAGACGUCUGACAGGGGAAAACAUAACCUAAAUUUCCGAAAGAGAAGACUUUCCGUAAGCAUCGACCGCCCCCUCUUCCAGGUUCGGCGGGUUGGGAGUACCGUGAGCGCAUCGAGACACCCCUUCCAUGGCUGGAGACUGAGGCUAUCCCCUACCCCCUCCACCACCACCACCACCACAAAACAAAAGUGAGGCAAGCUGACAGAUUAGAAAGUGAAGUCCCUCCGAAAGUGCUGAUCGCUUCGUAGAAGAAGAGCAGUAUUAUCGGAGGAAACUGGAACUUGCGCCGCCUUGAAACUUAUUGAAGUGGCAGAUGCUGGAGAGAGCAGAGCAAAACGGCGGUCGUCGCUUUCGAAAAGACGAAACAAGACGAAACAAGUCAAUACGAGGCUGUGUAACAUGUCCCCUACAGGCUAAAUACUUCCCUUCCCCUCCCUCCCCUCCCCAAAUAUUUUUUUAUCAGGAUAAAGGUGUAUUGUAUUCGAGUCCCCCAGAGAAAAAAAAAAUAUACGCAGGAUCCCAUAACCCGGAGUAGUAACUCCCAUGUACUCGUGUCACGGCGUUCUUCCUAACCAUGGCCAGUUUAUUUUUAGAAUGAUUUUGGCGCGAAUUUAAAAUAUUUUGCCAAGUCCCACAAACCAGUCAAAAUAUUCAGAACUGAAGAUGGUAUUUUGACCUUUUAAUGACGUUUAGUUCUCCGUAUGCACGCCUUCUUCUUCAAAUGCGGAACCGCUCUAUGUAAAUCUAAAAAUAGACCGGUCCACGAAAACGCCGUGACGUAGGCCUAGUAUGAGAGUUGCUAACUCCAUAUUAUGGGCUCCUAGAAUGUGCCUAUUCAAAAGUGCAACUUCGUGUUCUGAAUGACAUACCUGACCCAUCUCUUCAGUAGACUUUAUAAUUUAUUGACUUCAAUUUCAAUUUUUCUUUAGAUCCAUGCUAUUUGGUCGGUUAGCGUGGCAUGUAUUAUCUACGCCGCUAUUACAGUGCUGAGGUAUCAGUACUGGGGUGUCGAAUUCCUGACGUAUCGUACUAUUAUCCAGAACGCAGACUACUACCGCAACGACAAAUGGUGGUUUGUAAAGAAAAAUGAGAAGCCGGAGUACACUAAGCAGGAAAAUGAUGCACUUGCUGUAUUUGGCAUCAUCAUUGUGUUGUCUAUCAUUGAAAUUAUCCUGGCUGCUGCUUUGGCAAAAGUCAGCGAUUCAAGCCACAAGGUGGCUCAACAGCCCACCAUCCCAAUGUACGCUAUGUACUAUCAGGUACGGUAUAAAAGGCAUUGUGAAAUGUGAUCAUACUAUAAAACACACGCGUUUUUGUUUUUUUUUUUUUGCGUCAUACAUAAGGGGAGAGGGGCAUAGAUAUUGCAGUCGUUUAAAAUCUUCGUAAAAUUUCGUAUGAGUGACAGUGGCCACAAUUACACUGGCCUAAUAGCGGCAAUUUGGAAGAAUUUCGAUCUGGCUUGUAUCUGACGAAAAAUUGGAAGAAAAUAUAAACUUGUAGCUGUACAGUCAGCCUUUCUUUUUUCACCGUUUGCUCACAAAAACACUUUGCUGACUAGAUCCAUUAGAAUCUGGCAUCUUUGUUUUGUACGUCGGCAUUUGCUAUUUAUUUAUAAGAUAUAUUUUAACUGCAUACUACAUAUACUAUUACUAUAUGCUUUGCAACAGCCUUUAUUUACUAAUGUACAGUUUUAAAUCAUUUAAAUUUAACAACGAAUACGCAAACAAACUGAAGAAGAAAUGAAAUCGCGAAGUAACUUUCUUCGUUUCUUUUCCUUCAGCAGCCAGUUGGCCAAGUCAGUGGGCUCCCGGGACAAACCAGUGCAAACAUUGGGUCAGGCGUACGCCCUAUUACAGCCCAGGAUAUACCACCUCUUUAUCGUCAAAUGUCUCCUCAUUAGAAGUAGAAGACGCUUUUUUUUUCUUUCUUUUUUUGCGGAAAUGCUACCCUCUACUGGAAAUAUGCUUUGCUGCUCCCAUGGCCAAAACAGUUUCAUUGUUAAGGUUGAUCUAGUGUAAGCUACCGGUAGUGAUUGUAUUUACCUUUCAUAGAUUGUCAAUAUAGAGAAUUACUUUGCGUUUGCCGUUGAAUACAAUCCUGGACGGAAAGUCCUUGGGAAAGUGAUGCAAUAUUCGUUAUUUCUGGAUACCUUCAUGAAACAGCGCUUUUAUUUUAAAUACCUUUGCAGUUGUCAGGUUGUUAUAGAAUUCAGUGCUUGUUAUAUUUAAUAUCUCUUUAUCAAUUACGUUAAAGUUGUAAUAAUUUUAGGUUGUUAUUUUACUCCUUUUUGUAUUGUAAAUGAUUUGUUUCUUGGGGGCUCGUCUGCCUUGACUCUGACGGGAUUCGGCCCUGAAUAAAUAAAGGUAUUUAACUUUUAUCUUAAAUAUAUAUCUGCCAAGGCGAGAUUUUGCUUUGAAAAUUAAAUAGAACUUCUUAAACUGCCUUGAUACUGAGAGCGGAGCCAUAGAAAUGCUAGAAAAAACUGACUGACAAGUGGUACCAGAGUGAAACCGGUGCACUUUCUCCGCACUGCACCACGUUAAAUGAGAGACGAGUUAACCUUUGUCAGGUCUACGUUGAAAGACAACAGAACGAAAACCAACCGUUAUACUUAAAUCUCCCUAGACUGGGGGAAGUUCAGCAUACAUAAUUAUCAUUUAAUAAUUUUAGGUUGUUAUUUUACUCCUUUUUGUGUUGUAAAUAAUUUUUUUAGGGCUCCUUUUGAAAACAGAGUCUGCCUUGACUCUGACGGGAUUUCCCUGAAUAAAUAAAGGUAUUUAUACAUAAUUAUCAUCUGAGGUCAGGCGCGC
Messenger RNA from Porites lobata, 4154 nucleotides. Lineage: Eukaryota; Metazoa; Cnidaria; Anthozoa; Scleractinia; Poritidae. The record is from the annotation of a GenBank genome assembly.